Messenger RNA from Peromyscus eremicus (cactus mouse), 1594 nucleotides. It is a transcript of the gene Prr27, whose product is annotated as proline rich 27. Bases 438 to 1478 code for a protein of 346 amino acids. Gene Ontology annotation, cellular component: extracellular exosome. The transcript is spliced from 9 exons. Lineage: Eukaryota; Metazoa; Chordata; Mammalia; Rodentia; Cricetidae. The record is from RefSeq and is a predicted model, not a curated record.
AUGUGACAUUCUGUCUGCUACAUUCUCUGGUGGCCUCACUUCUCCCAGACUUCAUCCUUGAUAAUUUAAAAUAUUAUCCUCAUAGCUGAUACAAUUCUUCUGCCUUUCUACACUGGCCAAUAUCUGGCCACUUAAGACCCUGAAAUGAAUGUUUGCUUCUGUUUCCUCUAAGCAUCCGAGUCUCAAAGUAUAUGCAAAGAUUUAUGGCUGAACAAGAUGCAGAGAAUGGGUGACACAUGACUAUUCAGUCAUAAACAGCUACCCUCUGUAAAGCUCAGGGGACAUUGCAGAAGAAGAGCCAUAAAGAAUGCAAGAGUCAGAAAAGAAGGAGAAGGGCUGUAAAAUAAGAUCUGGGAAAAGGGAGUGAGACAUUUAGUCCAGAUCAGGACCAGAAUCUCUAACUAUUGGUUCAGCCCUGAAAACAAGGGUCAAUCAAAAUGAAGUUGCUUCUUUGGGCCUGCGUCAUGUGCGUCGCUUUUGCAAAGAGGAGGCGUUAUCCCUUCAUUUAUAAGAAAUCACCCUCACCCAGUGAAGAGGAUUACUAUGGAAAUCGCUACCCACUUACUCCAUCUCUCAAUAUCCCAUUCGGCUUAUGGAAUGAUAAUUUACCACCUUUCCUUUUGCCUCCUCUUGACGUUCACCAAGGAAAUGCCAUCACCAAAUUCUCUGGAAAUCCUGAAGCUGAAAGAGGGCUAACUCCGUACCCUUGGAUUCCUACUUCUUCUAAAGUUCGCUAUAUAUACCAAAACCCUAGUUAUCCCACAGAUCCUGCAGCAGCUGCUCCUCCUCCUCCAGUGCCUCCUCCCAGGGCAUACCCCUUUGUCAUACCUCCAAAGAUUUCUGUUUCAUCUGUUGCAGCUGAACCUGCAGCAGCGCCCCCGGCAGCAGCGCCUGCUGUAGGCGAGGGUCUGGUACCUGAGUUCUCUAUGGACAAAACUAUUUCUGGCCUGCCUCCUGCAAUCAAACUUGAACCACCACCUGCUGAACCCAAACCUCCUGCAGCGGAGCCUGCUCUAGGCCAAUUUGGUGCUGGCGCGCCUGAGACUGCUCCAGCCCAGUUUGGUGGACUUGAACCUGCUCCUGCCCCAUCUGGGGCCGCUGAGCCUGCUGCAACCCACCCCGUGAUACCUGAACCCGCUCCACCCCAAUCUGUGGCUGCAGCCCAGGCUGUACCAGGGGAAAACCCUGCAGACCAGUCUGCUGAAAACAAACCUGCUUCAGGUGAGCCUGCUGUAGCCCCGCCUAUACCAGUUGAGCCGGCUGCAGGCCAGGCUGCCGAAGCCAAGCCUCCUGCAGCUGAGGCUGCUGCCGCCCAAGCUCCUGCAACUGAACCUAUUGCUAUUGCGGGCCAGUCUGUUGUGGGAAAGCUUAUUCCAGCUGAACCUACCGAAGCCAAAGUGGAGGCACCUGAGCCUGUUGAGGCCAAACCUGGUAGCCAAGAGCCGCAGCCUUUUCUGUUUUACCAGGUAGAGAAGUGAGAUUUUCUGGAGAAGAGAGUUUCUAUACCGAUGAACAAAUCAAAGAAAUCUAAAUGUUCUUUCUUUUCUCAACCAAUAGUUUACUAUGUUUUAUUAAAACUAUCAGUCUCUCCAUA